This is a messenger RNA of Mus pahari (shrew mouse), 645 nucleotides long. Its product is annotated as PHD finger protein 11-like. NCBI's taxonomy places the organism in Eukaryota, Metazoa, Chordata, Mammalia, Rodentia, Muridae. Gene Ontology annotation, molecular function: histone deacetylase binding; histone binding. The annotation marks the transcript as partial. The record is from RefSeq and is a predicted model, not a curated record. The transcript has 7 exons. Gene Ontology annotation, cellular component: nucleus.
GGCACAGGCGAACUUACUGCCUGCAGUCCCAUGCAUCCAGUCCCUGGCUGGAGUGCAGCCAGGAGGAUUCUAGAAGCCUGCUGGCCAACCAGUUGUAUUCAUCAGGACUGGUGGAGUGUGAGGCCCCUGANCUACCUAAUACAGUUAGAAACUUUGAUCUCAAAUCAGUAAAGAAAGAGAUCUGGAGAGGAAGAAGAUUGAAAUGCUCAUUCUGUAACAAAGGAGGCGCCACNGUGGGAUGUGAUUUAUCAUACUGUAAGAAGAAUUACCACUAUGUCUGUGCCAAAAAGGACCAAGCAAUUCUUCAAGUUGAUGGAAACCAUGGAACUUACAAAGUAUUUUGCCCAGAACAUCCUCCACAGCAAGAAGAGGCCACUGAAAGUGCUGAGAGUCCGAGCAUGAAGAAGAGAGAAAGAAAGAAACGGCUUUCAUCAGGCCCUCCUGCACUGCCAAAAAUGAUGAAAUUCAGUAGCACCAAAAGACAUAUGACAGAAGAGCCUCAUGGUGACACAGAUGCAGCUGUCAAAGCUCCUUUUCUUAAGAAAUGCCAGGAAGCAGGACUUCUUAAUGAAUUAUUUGAACACAUCCUAGAAAAAAUGGAUUCAAUUCAUGGAAGACUCAUGGAUGAGACUGCCUCAGAGUCAG